CAAGUCGGUUAAAUUGCGCAACUAAUAUCUGAACCUCCAACCCACCGAAAAAUCCUCCUCCAUUUUUCAUUUUUCCUCAUUUUCUUUUUCGGCUUCUUCUCCGACCUCCGUAGGAGCCAGUGCACACUCUUAAAACGCUCCGUUUUGGUCAAUUUCGAGGAUAAAAAAAAAAAAAAGAAGAAGAAGAAGAAAAAUCUAGUUCGAUAGAAACCAAAACCAUGGCCUCGAUUUCUGUGGCGGAACCUUUUGCCGUCAUCUCUAACCGUCUAGCCUGCCCAACCAGUGUUUCCUCUGCUGCUACUUUCUUCGCUUGUCAGCUGCCGUGCUUGUUGCUCUCUCGGCCUCGAUGCCGACUUCUGUCUGUGUCCAACUCUGCUUUUCGGUGCUUCCGCUCUUCUGAUGGCGUUUUCGGCAGCCUCCGUAGGUUCUCCUCCGUUGUCGCCGCUAGCGGUACCUUGACGGCGAAUUCUCUACCGACAAAAAGUGGAGUGUAUACUGUUGGUGAUUUUAUGACAAGAAAAGAGGAUUUGCAUGUUGUUAAACCCACAACAACUGUAGAUGAAGCACUUGAAAUUCUUGUGGUAAAUAGAAUAACUGGUUUUCCGGUGAUUGAUGAUGACUGGAAAUUGGUUGGGCUUGUCUCAGAUUAUGACUUGUUAGCACUGGACUCUAUCUCUGUAAUGCAUAAUUUUCCAAUGUUGCAAUUAGGUGGUGGACAAACUGACGACUUGUUUCCUGAAGUUGACAGUAGUUGGAAAACAUUUAACGAGGUACAAAAGUUGCUCAGUAAAACAAAUGGAAAAUUGAUUGGAGACGUGAUGACACCAGCUCCUGUUGUUGUUCGUGAGACAACUAAUCUUGAGGAUGCUGCUAGAUUAUUGCUGGAGACAAAAUAUCGUAGACUUCCAGUUGUAGAUGCUGAUGGUAAGCUGGUUGGGAUUAUUACAAGAGGAAACGUAGUGAGAGCUGCUCUUCUAAUUAAACACGCCACUGAAAUGAAAGCAUAGGAUUGGAUGUCAGAAGUACACGAUUUGAUUCCGAAAUGGAAUGGUGAGACGCGGAAGCUGUUGCAAGACGUUGACUCUUCUAUGUGUACAAUUUUGGUGUGUGUUUGUAAAACACCUGUAACAUUCUUGGUUGUAGUUAAUCAAAAAGAGUAUUAACCA
Ziziphus jujuba (common jujube) is the source of this 1166-nucleotide messenger RNA. RefSeq names its product CBS domain-containing protein CBSX1, chloroplastic. The transcript is spliced from 8 exons. The record is from RefSeq and is a predicted model, not a curated record. Bases 219 to 1007 code for a protein of 262 amino acids. NCBI's taxonomy places the organism in Eukaryota, Viridiplantae, Streptophyta, Magnoliopsida, Rosales, Rhamnaceae.